Molecule: messenger RNA, 4080 nt
Organism: Sus scrofa (pig)
Lineage: Eukaryota; Metazoa; Chordata; Mammalia; Artiodactyla; Suidae
Gene: ZNF174
Product: zinc finger protein 174
Source: RefSeq, a predicted model, not a curated record
CUUCGGCCCCGCCCCCAGCUCUGGCUAGGGGUCUCGCGUCCCAGGAGAGGUGAGUCGGUAGCAGGUGGGUGUGCGGUAUGAGGCCUUUUCAGACGUUGCUGUCACAGGCGCCACCCCAGGCUCGCACCCGGCCACGUAGCUGAGCCGCGCGCAGAAGUGCUGCAGAUUCGCCAAGCCCGGGGCCAGCUGGGGCGCGGAGCCGGAGCAGGGCGCCCUCGAAGGCCGGAGCAGCGGGGCCUCGGAGCCUCAGGGACGAGGAGCUGCCGCGCCUCGGUGUACGCUGCUCGCCAGCAGAAGACUUCCUCUAACUUCCAUCCCCCGGUGUGCGCCGUGGCCAGCCUGGGCUCACCCUGUAGCGCCUGGCGAGAUGCUCGAGGUCGGCGUAUGGAGGAUGCGGGGGAGCUGGUGCAGGGUACCUGGAUGACAACUUGAACUUUUCCGAGGGAUUCCUGCCAGCCUGUCACUUCAGGUUGCGCGUUUCCUCUGAGACCUCGUGUGCUUGUUACUGAAAUAAAAGCAUGUUUUCCCCAGUUUCCUUUUAGGAUAUUGUGACUUUUCUCCUUCGUAAGGAAGGCGAAGAAACUGGCAGAAGAACAAACUCUUUCCUCUACCAAGGACUGUGUCGUCUUCAGGAGUCUGGGGUCAAGGCUGGCGAAUGAGAAGGUGCUGCCUGCUACCCUCCCUAACAUUCUCAGAGGAGCUUCGUUUCUAGCAUCCUUCUAGCAUUCAGGGCAAUGAUCCCGAAGGCUUGAGCUGUUUACGAGGAGAGAGAAGCUGUCUCCUGAGCCCCACAAUGGCGGCUAAGAUGGAGAUCACUUUGAACUCGCAGUGCCACAUUCAGGCUUCCUCCAAGCAAGAGAGACAUAUAAUAGGAAAGCUCGAAGAGAAGCGAGAGCCCGCCCAGCAAAAAGACUGGCCCGAUCCCGAGCUCUCCCGCCAGAAUUUUAGACGGUUUUGUUAUCAAGAGGCGUCUGGACCCCAAGAGGCACUCUCGCGGCUCCGGCAGCUCUGCCGUCAGUGGUUGCAGCCCGAGGUGCACACCAAGGAGCAGAUUUUGGAGCUACUGGUGGUGGAGCAGUUUUUGAACAUCCUGCCCCCCGAGAUCCAGGCUCGAGCCAGGCGUCGAUGUCCAGUGAGCAGCAAGGAGAUUGUGACCCUGGUGGAAGAUUUUCACAGAGCAGCCAAGGGACCAAAGCAGUGGGUGGCUGUUUGCAUGGAGGGCCAGAAGGUGCUCUUGGAGAAAACUGGAUCCCAGCUUGGAGAACAGGAACUGCCAGACUUUCAACCCCAGACUCCUAGGAGACAUCCCAGGGAGAGCCCUCUGGAGGAGACUUCCCAGGAAGGGUCUCAGGAUCAGCGGAGCCCCCAUCCUCGGGAAAAAUCCCCGCUCCUCCAAGAACCAGCCCCCAAACUGGCUGGGACAGAGGCCCCCAGAAUGAAAAGUGACAACAAGGAAAAUCCACAGCAGGAGGGGGCUAAAGGAGCAAAGCCAUGCACCCUGUCAGCAGGCAGACCCAAAGGGAAUGGCCUGCAGAGUCCUGAACCCAGAGGGGCGACUGUGAGUGAGCUCCGGUUGUCACGGAGGCAGGUCAGCCCCUCGAAUGCUCCAAAGCCAUUUGCUCACUACCAGAGACAUUGCCGGGAGCUGGACUUCAUCAGCAGCCCUCUGAAAAGCCACCCACUGCGAGAGCUGAAGAAAAGCAAGGGGAGCCGAAGAAGCCUGAGCAGCCGUUUGCAGCGCCUUGGUCACCAGCCGGCCCACUCGGCCAAGAAACCUUACAAAUGCGAUGACUGUGGGAAAAGCUUCACGUGGAACUCCGAGCUGAAGAGGCACAAGCGAGUGCACACAGGGGAGAGGCCCUACACCUGCGUGGAGUGUGGCAACUGCUUCGGGCGGCAGUCUACCCUGAAGCUGCACCAGAGGAUCCACACCGGGGAGAAGCCCUACCAGUGCGGCCAGUGUGGGAAAAGCUUCCGCCAGAGCUCAAACCUCCACCAGCAUCACAGGCUCCACCACGGUGACUGAGAGCAGGGCUUCCCGCUCGGCUCACAAGGAAGGUCCUUGCGUUUGUCCUCCCCUCGCUUGCAUGAACAUCACAGAGACUGCCAACCCGACCCAGAAGGAAAGCCAGAGGUCCCCACGGGCCAUGGGGCACGCCAGGCUGGUGAGCAGCCCGGAGGCGGGCUGACGGGGACACUGACCUGUUCAGCGGUGGGGGAAGAGCUGGCAGGUCUGGGCUCUGGGUCGGAGGCCCCAGGGAGCCGGGACUGAGGGAGCCUCGGGGCCGAUCCUGCAGGUCUCGCCUGCCUCGGCUGCUUCAUUUAUCCUCUCCGUGUGCUCACGGGUAAAUUCCACACAGAGUAAUGCACUUGCUGUCCCAGCAGACCGUCUCUGUCACGCACCCACUCCUUUAAUAAAGACGAGUGAUCGCGAGAAUUUCAAGGCAGAAGUUCAUUGGAUCGUAAAUGCCCUACUGUUUUCCCUUGAGUUCCUGGCUGUUGAUUGCAAAGGAUGCAUGAAGUGGGAGUCUGGGCACCUUUCCGUGCGGAGGUCUCCAAGCACGAGCGCUUUUACCCAAAUAUAUCAACACACACGCUCUCAUUGAGGGAUCUUUUCCGAUCAAAGCACCUUUGAUUUGAGAAAAGAGAAUCCCAGCUGCCGCCACACCACCCAUAGUGAGAGGAAAAAGCUACAAGAAGCAAGGCUGCCGAGGAGGUGGCACAGGGAAUCCUCGCCGCUCUCCUUUCUCACGAUAGCUUUAAGAAUAACAAAAUGGGAGUUCCCUGGUGGUGCAGCGGGUUAAGGACCUGGUGUUGUCACUGAAGUGGCUUGGGAUGCCGUGGCAGCCCGGGUUUGACCCCUGGCCCCGAACAGCCACACGCCACAGGUUGGCCGAAAAUUGAAAUUAAAACAAUAAAAAUAAAUGUUAAGAAAAAUACCGAUGAUGAGGGUGAUGCAGAUGUUGUAGAAGUGAAUUCUCUCCGUACCUGCAGUAAAAAUCGUCGAAACAGUCGUUAAUCUGAUGAUACAUAAGUUACACCUCAAUGACGUUUACAGAAAUGACAGUUCAUUUAUCUGACAUGUUAAACUCCUGGAACUAGGCCUGAGCCAUCAGCCGGUCUCCACAGCCCCCUCCCCCCGAGUCUCUCAAAAUGGAAAUUAUGAUCUGAUCAGGAUGUGGUUCCUGUCAGCCCGGGCAGGCCAGCUGCUGGCCCUGCUUGGAGAAGACUCUGGGUAGAUGGUGCCGUCCCUCAGGCCGAAAACGGGCAGGCAGUGUCUUCCCUAAAGCCUCAGUGUCCUCGGGCCACUGCCGGCCACCUCAGCUCUAGCUAUGACCGUCUGUGCCCCCGGCUGGGAAUCUCAGGUUCCUCCUCCUGAGGGGGGAGGGACAGGGCACCCGGGGGCAGCCUCACCCCGGGUCUUCGCACCCGCUGCCCCCUUGCCCUUCCAUCCCGCAAGAGUUGCCAGCUCUGAGAGCCUCCUCGGGUUUCGCUGAGCACACCCGUCUGUUGAACCAAUCUGGUGAGUCAAAGAAGGUGUCUCCUAAAAGCAAAGGAGCAGAGAGGUCCACUUUUCUUAGAAUUGGGACAGGAACCCUCCCUUAAAGAAGAGCUUUGUUGACUUGGUAUGUUUCGAAGAACCUGUGUGCAUGUGUCUUCUCUCUGCUGCUGAUGAAAUUAAUAAUGCCGAAUCUUCACGGCUUCAGGCACGGGUUCACCCGUGGACCUUGAACACAUGUGACAAAACCCCAGCUUGGAACAUCACUCAGUCCCUAAGGGUGUUCUAGCCUGUGCUCUGCCUCGCCUCUCCCAGCCCAGCUUUGCGCUGGCAGAUCAGGCUCGGCUCUGGGUGAGGGGUGCCCGUGAGGGUCUGAAGCCCUGGUCGAGGCCCCCAGGCCCUCAGCCACAUCUGCAGGGCUGUACUCCCUUCUUCAGAUGCAGGGUCCCCUGUCCCCCCUCGCCCAGCGUGGUUCCACCAAGAGAGUCUGAGCACAAAACAGACCUGCUGACGUGCACUCAGCUACCCCACAGCGGAAAAUCAUCUUUCUGCUUCUGCGUGCAGCCCUUAGCAUGGAGCAG